CCUGAUUCCAAGAAGAGGACAAGGGUGCCUUCAGUAGAGACUCCUGGCUCCCCCCACCCCACCUCACAGAUGCUUUAGGAAACCGCAGGUGAGCAAUGGCAGGUGCUGGUGAGCGCAAAGGCAAGAAGGACGACAAUGGCAUCGGCACAGCCAUUGAUUUUGUGCUUUCCAAUGCCCGGCUGGUGCUGGGUGUUGGUGGAGCAGCCAUGUUGGGCAUCGCCACCCUGGCAGUUAAGCGGAUGUAUGAUCGGGCAAUCAGUGCCCCUACCAGCCCCACCCGCCUGAGCCAUUCAGGGAAGAGGAGCUGGGAAGAGCCAAACUGGAUGGGCUCCCCUCGACUGCUGAACAAGGACAUGAAGACAGGCCUGAGUCGGUCUCUGCAGACUCUUCCCACAGACUCCGCUGCCUUUGACACAGAUACAUUCUGCCCACCCCGGCCCAAACCAUUGGCCAGGAGGGGCCAGGUAGACUUGAAGAAGUCACGACUCCGCAUGUCCCUGCAGGAGAAACUUCUUUCUUACUACCGGAACCGGGCAGCCAUCCCUGCUGGAGAGCAGGCUCGGGCCAAGCAAGCUGCGGUGGACAUAUGUGCAGAGCUCCGGAGCUUCCUGCGGGCCAAGCUGCCUGACAUGCCACUUCGGGACAUGUACUUGAGUGGCAGCCUCUAUGACGAUCUGCAGGUGGUGACGGCUGAUCACAUCCAACUCAUUGUCCCCCUUGUGCUGGAGCAGAACCUGUGGUCGUGCAUACCUGGCGAGGACACCAUCAUGAACACACCUGGAUUCUUCCUGGUCCGUCGGGAGAACCCAGAGUACUUUCCUCGUGGUAGCAGUUACUGGGACCGCUGUGUUGUAGGUGGCUACCUCUCCCCAAAGACAGUGGCAGACACAUUUGAGAAGGUAGUGGCAGGCUCUAUCAACUGGCCAGCCAUAGGGUCCCUCUUGGACUACGUGAUCCGACCAGCACCCCCCCCAGAGGCCCUGACGCUAGAAGUGCAGUACGAGAAGGACAAACAUCUUGUCAUUGACUUCCUGCCAUCAGUGACCCUCGGUGACACUGUCCUGGUGGCCAGGCCGCACCGGCUAGCUCAGCAUGACAACCUCUGGCGGCUGAGCUUGCGCCCUGCUGAGACGGCACGCUUACGGGCUUUGGACCAGGCUGACUCAGGCUGUCGGUCUCUGUGCCUCAAGAUCCUCAAGGCCAUAUGCAAGUCCACUCCAGCUCUGGGCCACCUCACUGCCAGCCAGCUAACCAAUGUCAUCCUCCACUUGGCCCAGGAGGAGGCUGACUGGUCUCCAGACAUGCUAGCCGACCGUUUUCUGCAGGCUCUGAGGGGACUCAUUAGCUACUUGGAGGCUGGAGUCUUGCCCAGUGCCCUGAACCCCAAGGUGAACCUAUUUGCAGAGCUCACCCCUCAAGAAAUAGACGAAUUGGGAUAUACUCUCUACUGCUCGUUGUCUGAGCCGGAGGUGCUGCUGCAGACGUAGGGCAGGUGAAGGCCGGAGUGGGCAUCGGGUGAUCAGACCCAGAGUCUCCGUUAGAAACACUUGGCUACAUGGUUGGUGCCUCACAGGGUCCCUAGGUGCCUCCUGUUUUGCUGGUUGUUGUCCUGGUCACUUCAUGCUGAUUAGAAUGACAUCCCUUUGGUUUCCCCACCCUUCCCUAUUUUUGUUACCAAACACUGUGCUCCCUACUGCCGCCUUGCUCUAGGCUGAUCUUUCUGGAACGAACAGAGAAGGUGGAGUGCUGGCCUCAGCUGUUGGGUGUUUCAUUUUUUUUGCCCCAGAUUUCUUGCGUUUCUGUCUUCUCUGCAUUCUUCUGCCCUUUGGCCUCUUACUUGUUCUUCCCUGUCUUUCCCUUUCUUGGUCACACCUGUUUGCUCUGCCCCCGGAGCACGUCUGCCUAAGGAAGAUGUCGCCUGAGGUCUGUACACAAGAGCUGAUUGCAUGUUUUCAAGCUGAGCUCUGCCGAGGAAUGAGACAGUGUUUAGAUUUCUGGGGGGAGGCUGGCAGUCUCUGCCCUGGCAAAUCAGCUUUGACUCUGCUUCCUGGAAAGCAAGCUCUUCCCUUUUCCCUCCCUCUCCCAAGCAACUCCUGUUUAUUUGUGCUAAGACUUUUUCACCUGGGGAUGGUGCUCUGAGCCCACAGCAGGAGCCGGAUACAGUUGUUUUACUGGAGUUUGUGCUGUUUUAUGGGAGCACUGGGGAGGGGCUCUGUGUUCCCACUGUCUGUUUCUGUCUGUGGUCACUAAAGUCACACAGACAGGGAAGGCUGGGGGGCUUCACAGGCACCACCUCCAAGGAUGCUGGUUUCCUUUAUUGCCAACAGAAGAAGGCCUUGCUUUAGCAGUAGAGGCCAAGGGAUGGCAACAGGAAGCAGAGUAUCAGCUGAAACCCAGUGACCAUGUUUUCUUCUUGACAGGCUCUACCUUUCUUAAAUGUUGCCUUAGAGCAAGAACAUACCCAGGGCCAAUGCCUCUCACCUGACCCCUGUCCUCAGCGAUCUGAGAGAGUGUUUGCUGAGCACCGUAGGUACCUCCACAGGCCAGAGGGCACACGGACACGCCAGCCCUCGUCCCUCGUCCCUCGCCUGUCUCCUGGGGAGACUGGUGCUACCUAGGAGGAUAGCACAUAGAUGAGACGUACAGGAAAGAGUGGGGCUUCCCACAUUGCUGCUAAGAUCCACGUUUAUGGCCAUGUAAUCGUAUCCUACGGGUUGGGGGAAGGGAGGUGUUAAUAUAUCAUGUCAGUGUGUCUUUUUCUUCUGUUCCUGACAAGAGGCUGACAGUAUCUGGUUCUAUUCGCCCGUCUAGCAUUUGUUCUCCAUCAAGUCUUUCUGUUUCACCUGUUACUACCUCUCCAGCAGUGUGAUUCUGCAGCUGUGUUGGCCCUUCCUAACGAGGGGGAACUGAGUGGCUAUAAAUAGCACUGACCCUGCGGCAACCCACUUGAAAUUAGGGUAGAGAUAGGUACCUGCCCCCCCAUCCAUAGGUUAGGAGGUUGAGCCAGGCUCUGUUUAGUUUUUGCCUCUUCUCCCAUGUAGGAUAGUAUGAGAAACUUGAAAAAGAGAAAGCCAAGAACUUUAAGAACCUUAAAUGAAACGUGCCCCUGGCUGUUAAUAAUGAAAUGGGAUUUGAAGACAUGUGUUGCCUAGGUUGGACUAAGUAGGUAUAGAAGGGCUGACAUUGAGGGGUCCAAGGUUCUAGCUGGUGCCUGUUUGGGGGGGGGUGUUGAUAGACUGCUGCAAAACCAGCGUUUGUUUAGAUAGAGUUGGAUUUGCUGCUGUAAGUAUUCUAAGACUUUCCCAAGCUGUCUUCUCUGAACUGACUCCAUUUAAGAUGCCGGAAAGAGUGCAAACAAACCCCCAGAUUUGAAGAUGCUUGAGAUUUUAAAUAUCCCAAAUCAUUACAGCCAUACGUCAUUGUGAAUCUAGGCAAACAGUGAAUUAUCUCUAGGAGCAGCUUUGACUUUGGACUGUGCUUUGACUUGGCCAUCUUAUAAGCAAGAGACUCUUAGAAGGCCUCAGAACAAGGAGAGGGGAACAGCUCUGCCCUGGGGGUUGUUCUUAGCUGGGUGGGCCUUCCUCUUUGCUGUCACUUUCUUUGUCAUAUGUAUGGGAGGCGGCAGAUGCUCUGGGACGCUUGGAUGGAGAAGGAAAUCUUCUGCGCCCCCCUCCCCCCCACUGUUGGAAGACCCAGUGGCUGUGCCUCCACCCUGCCUUUCUCUCCAGUGCCUCCCAGACUCCAUCCUUGAUGCCUGAAGCUGCACUCAGUACCUAGGUAACCAAGCAAAUCCCAAGUUUCUUCUGGUUCUUCUCUGUUGCCCUUUCUCUCAAACACGGAAUUCAGGAUAGCAGUAUUUUUCUUCACAUUAACAGUUGAGACUUUUUAAAAAAUAAAACGGAAAAGCUGUUGAAGACUCCUCAUCUCCUUGGGCAAGGCCCUGGCUGAUUUUACUCUACCGUAACCCUCCCUUAAAGGAGCUCAGAUGGUUAAGGUGAAUCAGCUUCAGGAACAAGGCCCUGAGGGACCCUGAGAGCAGGGGUGCUCCAUGUGUUCAGAGCCUUCUGCCAAGGUACACUUCCUUGGGAUUACGACUUGGUAAGACUGAGAGCAUCUGCUACAAGUCUAGCAUUUUUUUUUUUUUUUUUUCCUUAAAAGCUCAAGGCUAAGGUAAAUGAAUAGGCACUUGGGACUAGAGUUUACCCUUGUACUAGGUUGGGAGGUUGUAAGCCUCUUAGACUUAUAAAUGGCCAAAAUACCAGGAUGUAGGUUCAGUAUUUAACUGCAGACUGGGGGUGAGAUGGGUGUUAACUUUUAUUUUGAUCACCUUCUAGUCUUUAAACUCUUGGUCUGAGGCCAGGUCCACACCUUGCCUUGGUGCCUGCCCUGCCAAGGUUUCAGUGUGGUAAGCUGGUAGAAUGGAACCAGUCAUGAAUCGUUGUGUCCUGUCUGGGUUGGGUCCAUAUAGGAGCAGCUUAGCUUUGAGGCCCAGACCUUUAUUCCUUUUUCUCCUUGAAGGAGGAAAUUCACCUGGGGAAAACAGCAUCUUCUGCAGCAUGGGAAGAAGAAAAUAAAAAUCUCCUUUCCAACA
This is a messenger RNA of Peromyscus leucopus (white-footed mouse), 4591 nucleotides long. RefSeq names its product mitochondrial elongation factor 1 (gene Mief1). The transcript has 5 exons. Gene Ontology annotation, cellular component: mitochondrial outer membrane. Gene Ontology annotation, biological process: positive regulation of mitochondrial fission; mitochondrion organization. The coding region runs from base 96 to 1487 and encodes 463 amino acids. Lineage: Eukaryota; Metazoa; Chordata; Mammalia; Rodentia; Cricetidae. The record is from RefSeq and is a predicted model, not a curated record.